CGGUGUUGAUACUUUUGCCUUCAAGCCUGGAAAAUACUACGCAAAGAAGUUCUGUUCAGAACCCACUCCUUUCACAGUCAAGGCUGAGGGUUUUGAGGAGAAAGAUGGCAUUGGCUAUGCUGCUGUCACCGUUCAGCUGCCUGGUGGUGAGCGUGUCCCCUUCCUCUUUACCAUCAAGCAGUCGGUGGCAUCAGGCAGGCCAGAGAGUUUUGGAGGAGAGUUCUUGGUUCCAUCCUACCGUGGAUCGUCUUUCCUGGACCCAAAGGGAAGGGGUGGCUCAACCGGCUAUGACAAUGCUGUUGCAUUGCCUGCAGGAGGAAGAGGAGAUGAGGAGGAGUUAACCAAGGAGAACAUCAAGAAUGCUUCAUCAUCUUAUCAGAGAAGAUCAUCCUUAGUGUUACCAAGAGCAAACCUGAGACCGGAGAAGUCAUUGGAGUUUUUGAGAGUCUUCAGCCAUCAGACACUGACUUGGGGGGCUAAGACUCCAAAGGAUGUGAAGAUCUAGGGCAUCUGGUAUGCUCAGGCAGCUCAGCUUGACUCAUAGAACAGUUGUAUGAAUGUUUAUUCGUGGUACGGAUUUUGUAAGUUUGAAGUCUGAUGCUAAAACUUUUGUGGUGAUCCAAUGAGAAGCAGUGAUCUAAUCAUCUUCUUUAUAAAUUAUUGUGGCUUCU
This is a messenger RNA of Rubroshorea leprosula, 671 nucleotides long. Lineage: Eukaryota; Viridiplantae; Streptophyta; Magnoliopsida; Malvales; Dipterocarpaceae. The record is from the annotation of a GenBank genome assembly.